UUACGUGUUCGUUGUUAUGGGUUUCGUCAAUAGCGGCCUCACUAACGGAAUCCGGGAAGGACCGUUUAUUAUAUGUUAAGCUAACUUGGAUCGAUGAUCAGCCACCAAUGAGCACAACCAGUCAAGUCCCUGUUAAGUUACAACCGGCGUUACACGCACUGGUGGUUACUGACACAGCUAAACUCCCACAUAGCAUCGUGUCUUGCAGCACUGGAGAAGAUAGCCUUGCUUGCUAGACCUGUGCUCGUUGUGUUGGUAAUCACAGAGACAACAUAUCGCUGGUCACUGGUCUAGAACUUGGAUGGUCACACCCUGCCCUUUCCUCAUCGAUCCUCAUCUUCCAUUGCUGCUCUAAAACAACCUCAUCACCUGUGUGUGCCCUGUAGCCUGUUGUGUGCGUGCAUGUGUGUGUGUGUUUGUCUGUGUGUGAGACUAUAUAAAUGGGCCUGUGUCUGUCUGUUUGUCCGUGUUUUCUUGGAAAUUUGAGUAUAUGAGUGGCUGUGUUUUCUGCGUCCCACCCCACCAUGUCCCUUUAUCCUUCCCUGUUCCCACUGUGUCUGUUGUUGGGAUUUGUCCUCAUGGUGCUACUGGUCCCAGACAGCUCCGUGUAUGCCACCACAGCUGAAAAUCCUCCAGGUGCAGAUGACGGUCGUACCCUUGGAAUCAAAGCUGAGGAGUCUAAUUCCACAGUUUCUGCACAACUCCACCCACAGACCAACAUUUCAAAAUCAAUAUCUGCACACCCUCUUCCACCCCUGCCGAACAUGUCCACCCCUUCAUACAACGAACAAGUUCCUGUUAACAAGUCACAAAAUGAGUUCACACCAUUAACCACCACAUCUACACGACAAAUAAAUCAGUCUGUAGACACCCUACAAAAAUCUAAUGAGUCUUCAUCAUCCUUAUCACAACCUAGUCAACCUCUAGAUAAUGUUUCCAAUGACAACACAAUUCCCUUUAAUAAUUCUCCUUUGGUGGCUGCUAAUAAUAGCAACAAUGAAGCCAUUGGCAAUAGAACUAAUGUAUCCACAACAGUAGCGCCUAGGAAUGAGACAGAUUUAGAGACUACAGUACCAGGACAAGGUACGGCAGCUAAUACCACUGAAUCAGUGGUUGGUUCAAAUCACACUACAGUAACAACGAAACCAUUCACAACCCAGUCAUCACCAGCACUGAGACUAACAACAGAAAUUUCUAUGCCAUCUAAAACGACCACAACCACAGGAGCUACCACAGCAGUUGCCUUAACAGUUACAGCUGUAAAGAAGCCAUCUACAUCUUCAACUCCAAAACUGAAUGCCGCAUUUACUGAGUUGCCACCUGUUAAAUCCACCUCCGCUUCACCGCUAGGACUUGUUACCACUUCAAACGCUACUGCUGGCACUCCUGUCAAUCAUGACAAACCAGUGGUUGCCAUCGGAACCAGGAUUAGCAUCGUAGCGGUUCCUGGGGAUGCUCUGACUAGCCAGUUGGUGGACACUUCCUCCUUAUUGGCUGUCCUGCUUUUUGGUUUGCUCUUCUUCUUGGUUACAGUUGCAGUGUUUGUGACACAGGCCUAUGAAAGCUAUCGCAGGAAGGACUACACACAGGUGGACUACUUGAUCAACGGGAUGUACACAGACUCUGGGGUGUGAAUGCGAUGGGCUAAGCAUGUGCUGAGAGUCGGGCCUAUGCUCUAGAUUGAUCAAGUCUGGUCAAGUUUUUUCAGGAGGUAAAGAAAAUACAUACCCCCCCCCAAAAAAAAGCAUACACUGUAUUAGCUGUGUCAAUGAUGUCAGUGAUCUCAAAUUUACCUUAAGCUAAGCUGUCGAAUUGUAAGAAUCACUUUAAGUUUGAAAUGGUAAAAUUCACAAGGUUGUCAAGUACAUUCCUUAAAUGAUUUCGGGAAGUAUCCUGGAUGGGAUGGAAUAUGUCAUUUGUUGGAGUUGAGAUAAGAGCACUGCCACUAUAUUUGAGCUCUGAGACCCAUUCACCAUUCUGUUCUUGCUGUUUUGAAUCAAAACAUUUUCUUAGUCCUACAAUUGCCAAACUAAUUGCUUCCAGGGUAGAUUGAAGGGACAGAUCUGGAUGCUUCUUAUGUGUGUGGAAGGUGCCAAGACACAUGACAUCACUGCGACUGAGUCCCAGACAUUGGUUUACAUUCCCAAAAAAAGUAUUUUUGUUGUCGAGUUUGUUUUUAGGCUGAUAAAGAGGUGAAUGAUUGUGGCUGGGGCUUGACUUUGAUCGGGAGGAAUCCAGUAAAACCCAAUAAUAUAAUAAAAAUGGCACGUCAUAUAUUUAAGAAUAAAAUGCUUCUAUUUCAGUUAGGUUCAGAUAUUCAACACCUCAUUAUAUGUUAGUUGGUUAAAUGAUUGAUGUAAAUGCCUCCUCGUCAAACUCUUGCAGUGGCGGCUCAAAGUAUACUCUGAAACUAAAGCUAACUCAAUGAUAAUUUCUUCACUAUGUAAUCUCAAUACCAAACUGCACUUUCUCUCAAACUGCUUUUCCUUCCAAAAGCAUUUCUUCAACUCAUUUUCGAACAACAAUGUGUUGUAAAUAAGAACUUAUCUGAAAGAGUGGACAGCUUAGAAUUUAGGCCUGUCACUAUUCUAUUUUGUAUUUAAAAAAAAAAGGCGCACAAAUUAACAUUUAGAGACACAUUCAUGCAAUACUGUAGAACAACUUUUCUCUUCAAAAAACAUUUUUGUCCUUGCAGGUACUCUUACCAUAUUUUUAACACAGAGCAGAUGUUUUUACAACUGUCUCUGCAUUCUUGGCUUUCCUUGAUGUCUGUGUGUUGAAGCCUUAAGCUUGAUUUCUACAGCCUUAAGUUGAUGUUGCCAAAGUAUCUGUUAAGCCAGUGAGAAAAACCCCUACAUGGAUCUAGUCGAUACGAGCUUUCUUGAGUCAUCCUACCAUGUAUUCAAGACGGCACAGUAGUUUUCAUCCUUCAUCUUAGGAUAGGAGGAAGAUGAGGCUGUCGUCCUCAGAUGGCAGCUGGGAAAAAUAGGCACUGUGCAUGUGUUGCGCCUGAUGACAAAAAAAUGUCUUUGUGAGGGAUUAUUGACAUUUCACAUUUGUUAUAAACAUGUAAAUUGUGACUGAUGGUGGUUAGUGUCACUUGACCUGGCCUUUUUGUUAUGCGUUGGAGGGGGAAACCCAGCUUAACGCAAAAUUUCAAAACCAUGCAACUGUAUUUCAUGAUGUGUUGAAGUUCUGUGUCUCCCAUUACAUUUCACGAUAUUGCAUUGUUUUGUUUGACUGUAUGUAACCACCUUAGGCGGUUAGGUAAAACCUUCCUUUGCUGAUGUUUACAACCCUUAAUCACAGGACCAAAGCCAUAUGCUUGACCAUAUUACUUUUUUUCUUUUUCUCCCAAUGUAUUUAUUUCUGAAUGCAACUGAAUACAAGAGUGGACAUAUUGAAUGUUUAAGAGUAUAUUGGAAAGUAACUUUCUAAUGACACAGACCCAUUGACCCGCCAAACUAAAAAGAUUUAUGUCUAAUUUACAUUGCACGUCUGUCCGUAUAUAGGUACUAUAACUCAUACACAUAUACCGCACAUGGCUUAACCCAAAACUCACAUGUUCUAUAAUUCCAUAAAUCUGAUAUAACUAUUUCAUUUCCUUGGCACAUUUUGGAGAUAACCUAUCACUUGUGGAGACGGGAAAUAACAGUUGACAUACAACAACUGUUAACUACUAGUGUUAAAACACAACUCCCAAACAUACUUAUCUAUAAAAGGCACAGGUCACUGAAAACCCAACUUCAGUGGUGGUGAUCACAAAGAAAGCCUACCAGAAUAAACAAGACUUUUCAACAAAGUAUAAUUAAGUACGUCGUAGGGUGAUUAGAAUGUAUUCAGAUAUGUCAACUAUAUACAAAGUUAUGAAUCUAUUUCCCUGCAAGAGUCUAUUUCUCUAGCUAGGGUGGAGGGUAGCUAUCAAUGUUAAAUGUCAUUGUUAUCAUAGGGAUGAGUUCUAAUAAGUGAUAAUAUCUUCUAAAAAGGAAGAAUAAACAACAACCAAACACCGCUUCCUGUUUACUGUGUAAGAUCCUUAGAUAUGUUUGUUUGUUUGUUUGUUUUCUUCCCAAGCACUUUAAACAUUUUUGCUGAAAAGUCUGAACAUUUUUGCGUCAAACUGCCCUUAGCAGAGCUCACAAGUGAUUUUUUUUUAUCUGAACAUUGAAGUGCCAUUGCAGAAUUAUCUCAAGGCAACAACGAAUGAGUGAUGUGGAUUAAUGACUAUUUCCUUUUCUGUCUCGAUUCUGAUUUUGUUUACUUUUUCAUGGAGUUGACAGGUGAUGGGAAUUUCCAGAUAACCACUGCAACAGAUUAUUGUAUGGUAAAGCCAAGGGAAUUGUGUAGCCAUUACUGAAAAAUGACUGACUAAAUAAAUAAAAAACAACUUUAUUCCUCCUGGUG
Molecule: messenger RNA, 4404 nt
Organism: Lampris incognitus (smalleye Pacific opah)
Lineage: Eukaryota; Metazoa; Chordata; Actinopteri; Lampriformes; Lampridae
Exons: 3
Coding region: 525-1634 (369 amino acids)
Source: RefSeq, a predicted model, not a curated record